Molecule: messenger RNA, 1398 nt
Organism: Acanthosepion pharaonis
Lineage: Eukaryota; Metazoa; Mollusca; Cephalopoda; Sepiida; Sepiidae
Source: the annotation of a GenBank genome assembly
AUGUCUAGCCAUGACUCUCCCACCUCAAAGUUUCUAUCUGCCACUCAUUAUCUUUCUCAUGGUCAUCAUCAGGCCUCCUCUACCACAAAAUAUCUCUUUUCUGUGGCCAUUACAGUUCCAAAGACCCAACGAACGAUAGGUAUUAAGAUAACUGAUUUAAAUCCUCAUUUAACCUGCAUUUUAUGUGGUGGAUAUUUUAUCGAUGCCACAACCAUCAUCGAAUGCCUUCACCCGUUUUGUCGUGCUUGUAUAGUGCGUUACUUAGAAUCCAGUAAAUUCUGCCCCAUUUGUGAAGUGAUGGUUCAUAAAACUAGACCCCUACAGAAUAUCAGAGAAGCUGAAACAGCAAUUCUGAUCUCUCUCCAUUAUGGCUGUGCAUUCCUUAUUGCUUUUUUUCUUUACUUUUCCUUUUUUCUUUUGUUUUUCUUUUUUCCUUAUCUUUUUUCCUUUUCUUUUUUCCUUUUCCUUUUUCCUUUUCUGUUUUUCUUUUCCUUUUUCCUUUUCUGUUUUUCUUUUCCUUUUUCCUUUUUUUUUCCUUUUUUUCUUUUUUUCUUUUCUUUUUCAUUUUCUUUUUUCCUUAUCUUUUUUUGUUUUCUUUUUCCUUUCGUGUUUUUUCUUUUUUUUUCCUUUUCCCUUUUCCUUUUCUUUUUUCCUUUUUCUUUUCUUUUUUUGCAUAUUAUAACAAAGGUAGUGAAGCAAAAAUUAAGAGCCCCAUUUCCACAAAAUAUUUUUUUGCCCUCUCUCCUCUCUUUCAUUCCUACUGUUUCUUUCUCUUCCUUCAUUUUCACUCCCUCAUGGUAUCACUCGGCACUCUCUUAUCUCUCACAAUUGUUUGUCUCUUUUGUUGCUCCUCCUACUCCUCUUUUCAAUUCAUCCACACUUACAAUAGUUUACCCUCUUACCUUCCUACUGUUUCUCUCUUUUCCUUCAUAUUCACUCCCUCAGAGUAUCACUCAGUACCCUCUCAUCUCUCACAACUGUUCAUCACCUACCAACUCUUUUUGUCCCUUCCAUUACUCCUCCCACUCUUUUUUUCAAUUCAUCCUCACUUUUCCCCUCUUGCUUCCUCUCUUUCCUUCUGUUUUUUACUCUCUCCUCUUACCAUCCCUCAUAUCUGUUUAUCAGCUCUCUUCCUUCUCCUCUCUUUCAGUUAUAUUUUCAUUGUUGAUUAUUCAUUUCUCUCUUUCUUCUUCCAACUCUCUUACUCCUCAGUCUCUCUCUCCCACUCUCCCUUGUGGUAUCAACCUAUUCCUCUUCCUUUCUCACAAUUAUAAAAUAGUCCUCUUUCUAUCCCUCUAUCCUCCCCUUAAGCACAUUCCUGUCUCUUCUAUUCUUUCUUCCCCACUCCCUUUAUACACUAACUCCUUCAACACCUGCUUGCUACCAAACUGCAUCUGA